Messenger RNA from Owenia fusiformis, 4055 nucleotides. NCBI's taxonomy places the organism in Eukaryota, Metazoa, Annelida, Polychaeta, Sabellida, Oweniidae. The record is from the annotation of a GenBank genome assembly.
GGAAAGUUUCAGAAAGUAAAACUGUCGCAGUUUUGUUAAUUUUUCGCUGAUGUUGCCAGAAUAAAUGAUAUAUAAUACAAACCAAAACAUGUCGGUAAUAUAAAAGAAGGUAAAUAAUCAGAAAAAUGGUGGUGGAGUUGCCAGAUUUAAUCGGAGUACAGUCGAAGCAAGCAGAUCGUAACAAAAACAACAACAGUAACAACAAAAAUAUCAUCUCUUCAACCAACAAAAUGCCCGAAGCAAGCAAAACUGAAAAGGAACAAAUGACAAUAGAAAAGAGCAAUCCCAAAAUAAAGACGCAAGACCUUCAAAUAGCAUGUGACAAAGCUGAUGGUACUGAAGUCGAAUCAAACCGUAGCAAUGAACAAAACGGAAUGGCAGAUGGGAGCAGAAACAAGUCAAAUGGUAUUGCUACGACAACUGUACCAUUGGCUGUGUAUAAGGACUCUGACAGAAGCAUUGAUGCUACUAUUAAAAAGAUGAGCAGGCUUAAGGUUAAUGACUCCAGAACAGUGAAAGCUGAUAUAAGUGCAGAUGAUAUGCAGUCAACAUUGACCACCAUUGAAACAUUUGAUUCUGGUGAGGAAGCACUGUUAAAACAAAUGACAAACUUGGAAAUUGGGAAGGAACGUCCUCAAGGAGAGUUAGUAGACCAUGGGCCCAAUAAUGGUGUUGCCGUUCCUAUAAUAUCAAACCAAUCACAAAUUCAGUUCCGCAAUUACCAGACUUACACCAAUGAGCAGACAGUACAAGGAGGAAAGAGAAGUUACUAUGGAGAUGAAGAAACACUUAAAUACAUGCGCCCAAACCCAAAUGCAAUCACAAACCAACCUCCCAACAUAGAAUACCAGUCCCAGCAAGGCUUUCUCAGUCAAACUAUUCCAACGAUGCCUCAGAAUAUUCUACCUAAGCCUAACGCUAACAGUGUAUAUACUAACAGGCAUCAACCUGUAGAAAGCACUGACCCCACAGUCGUAGCUACUACAAAGUCAUACAGCAAAUGUUGUGGCGGUCAAGUCAAGGUGUCUAAAUCUGCUCAAAUACCAAGCCAAUAUCAAAUACCAAUAUCUUCGGAAAUGUAUAAGAAUAUGGCAGUUCAGCAAGGCCCUUUAUUGAAUCGAGAUGCUGGGUUCACACAAGUCCCUCAGCUGGGUCCCCAGAUAACCGAUGCCUUUGACCUGGAUGAAGGAAACAAUACCAGUUUGGAAUUUACCCAGAAUGAUGCUAAUUCAUUGUUGAAUGGUUUGGAUAUGAAUAUCUUGGCUGACCAAAUAGCUGACCAGUUGCCUCAAGAAAUCCAAGGACAAGCAUCUUAUCAACCAACCAACCAGUUUUCUAAUACAAUGAUCAACCAGAAUGCAGAUCAGAUAUGCAGCCAGUUACAUAACCAAGUAAUUCCCACUCAAUAUUGUGACCCAGCUUUCCAGCCAAUAUCAAAUCACACAACCAUACAACAGCCUAAUCCCAAUGUGCCAAGUGGAAUUUCUAAUACCACACUUUAUCCUGGUUCAGGUCAAGCUCAGAAUUAUCUUGGUAAUGCUGCUGUCCAAGGAAUUCAGAAAUAUCAGGGUGUACAAGGUCAGAACUGGAGAGACCACAUACCAACAAGCCAAAUCCAGAAUUAUCAAGUUCCAGUCAGCCAAAUUGCAAAUAACCAAAGUCCGAUACAACAAAAUUAUGCCCCAUCAAGUCAAGCCCAGAAUUAUCAGGAUACGACAGUCUCAGUCCCUAAAAUGUCUGAUCAACCAAGCCAGAUGCUGAAUUAUCAAGAUCCAGCUAACACAAUCCUAGAAAAUCAGGUCCCAUCAAGUCAGAUCCAGAAUAUUCAAUCUCAAGACCUUAACAUGUACUCCCCACCCCCUAGUGCUAAUAGCAUGGGGUCUGUCCAGUCUCCCCCCAGCGUAUCAAUGUUACAAAAUGCAGAUUCACCCAGGAGUGUCCUCAACCAGCAAGCUUACAGCCCCCAGACAGGCCAGACAUAUAGACAGCCACCAAGUAACAGUAGCCAGGGGACAAUAUACCCUUAUUCACCACAGUCCCAGAAGUCUCCUGGGUCCACAGUUGGUGCUCCUUCGCCUGGAAGUAUUGCACACAGUCCGGCAGAUAGUGGUAUUGAUGAACGUUUUGAAGAGGUUUUUGAAGUUAUAGACAUUGUAGAUGCGAAAGAGCAGAAAGAAUCAGAAAUUGAAAAAAUCAAAAACUCACUGUUAAAAGGAAUUGUCACAGAAAAACCAAAACCAGUUGUUAUCACAGGUCCACCUAGCACUGACUACCCACCAAAUUCUAUUCUUAAAGAUGCUCUUAAUGAAGCGAAACCACUGAACAAAGCUGAUUCAAGCAAGACAACACAAAGUCCUACAAUACUUCAAGCUCAACCUGUAGCUGUCUUCAUCCCAACGAUGCCACAAGAUGCAACAAAAACUGCACCUGGCAAAGGCAAAACUGGCGUUAAGCCACUCCGUAAGAUCCUUCCUAAACCAGACCCUACUACACCUAGUAGCAGCAGUCCGAGUGUUGGAAACACAACUAAGAAUAUGAGCAGGCCUAUUAGCACUUCUCCAAUGAUAGCACAGCAGCAACAGAAUGCUACAAGGCAGAUACAAAUGGUCAGUGGUGCCCAGAUGGUCCCUGUGAUACAACAACAGGGACUCCAACAGGCUCCUGUGCCCCAAGUGGUCAUGAUGAACCAGAACCCCCAAGUUAUGAUGCAAGGACAGGCACCAGUGGCUGCAUUGAACCUCAUACCAGCAGGUACCGUGAUGAGUGCCCCAAACAACAGCCCUGUUACGCCCAAUGAUCUGACAAAAGCAAGGCGAUCCAUCAGUCGCCUGAAGAUUGGCAACCUCUUAGAAGCAGAUGAUGACGGAGAUACGCAGCUUCAUAUAGCUGUAUGCCAGGUGCAAGAAAGACCAGAGAGCAUAUAUCUGAUCCAGGCACUUUGUGAACGUCUGCUGAGAGAGGGACACAUUCAUAUCAUCAAUAAGAAGAAUUUACUUCAUCAGACACCAUUGUACCUGGCCACUGUUGUAAACAGGGCAGACCUUGUCAAGCUGCUAAUAGGAUUUGGUGCCAAGGUGAAUGCCCCAUCUGAAACUAAGUCUCCUCUCCAUUAUGCUAGUAGCCAUGGCAGCAAGAUGCUUGCUGUUCUUGAUGUGCUCUUGAGUGCCACUGAUGUGGAUGUACAUAGCUUUAAUCAAGAAGGCAAGCAAGCAAUCCACUGCUGUUUAAGCAUUCACCGCCAGUAUGUUCAAGGGGACAUCAUAGAUAGCAGUCAAGUAUUUGAGAGGCUGCUAGCGCAUGGCGCUAACCCUGGCCAAGAGGAUAGAAAUGGCAACGGUAAAACUGCUUUCCACUAUAGUGUAGAAUCGAGUGACCUUGACCUUGUUAAAUAUCUCAUGACUCUGCCAAACAAGAUAUCAAUUUUACAAAACAAAGUGACAUAUAACGGCAACACAGUUCUGCACUCAGCUGUUGGCGCCAUCAACAAGAACAAUAUAGAGACUCAGUGUAAAAUCAUACGGAUUUUGCGACAAAAUGGUGCAUUCUCUGAUGUAAAAAAUAACGAGGGGUUUCGGCCUAAAGAUUUGAUUCCUACAUGUUUAAGAAACAGUGACAGUUCAUUGAUAGAUAAGGUGCUUGGUGCUAUAUGUGGUGACACAAGACAAUAACAAUGAGUCACAGAUCAAAAUUGAAUAUUGACUCAUCACUGUGCAUAGUGUAUAUAGCUUUGAAACACACAACAUGACUAUGCAGAUAAUACCCAGUUCACUGCAAAAAGGGGAGAUGAGCUUAUUCUUUCAAGUUCUUCUUUUUAAAUUCUUCUUGUUAAUUGUUGAAACAGAGGUUAGAGACGGAUAAAACUUGGUUUAAAUGGGAGAUGGACAUGUUAUUUUGUCUGUUUGAAAUAUUAGAAUCACUGAAAGGAUGAGCAAAAGCUAUUUUUCCCACAUUUUCAUUUUUAGUUCAACAAUUGUUUAUGAAGAUAGAACUGGUAUUAUGAAAUCUGAUGUGAAGGAAAUUUCAGAAUGAGCGAAGAUAUUUUGUGCAAACUCCUU